This is a messenger RNA of Pelecanus crispus (Dalmatian pelican), 2200 nucleotides long. The record is from RefSeq and is a predicted model, not a curated record. Lineage: Eukaryota; Metazoa; Chordata; Aves; Pelecaniformes; Pelecanidae.
UAGGUUUCAGAUCACAAGCCACUAGGUUGUUGGUCAGUUAAACAUGGGCAGAUUAUCACGUGUCCAGUUGUGUGCAACUUUGAAACUCACGAAUAUAUAGCUGUUCAUAAUGACAAGGUUUUAAGAAUAUGGAAGAACAAAGAUAUUAACUUGGACAAAGUAUUUAAAGCAACGCUUUCAGCUGAUGUAUACAGAAUACACUCACUCCCCAAUGGAGGGCCAGUGGUACUAUUCAAAGGAGGUGGUGUUCGAACUUUAGAUGUCCUUUUGGAAGCCCCACAACAAAAAAUUGAAAACGUUAUCUCAGACGAAGUCAUCAAGUGGAGUGAAGCUUUUACGGAAGGUCAAUAUCCUGUCUUAAUUUUCGCUACUGAGAAAGAUGGGGAUUUUUUUGUCUACGUACAGAAACUUAAGAUGAAUAGUCUACACAAAUACAAGCUUGAACAACAGGAAUUAUCUAAACCGCUGAAUUUCACGGCAUAUAUAAAAAAUCACAUAAUCACACUUCUGUGUCUGUAUUCCAAUGACUCCGUGUACAAGGUUCUGAUACCUCUGCAUCAAAAUACUGAAGAGGAAGAGCAAAUUUUGUCCAAAUCACUGCUGCUAAACCUUUCGGUAUCUGGAAGUGUUCUGAAAGGAACUUCUUUCGUCGUUGUUGAUAAAGACCACAUCGCAGUAUUAGGAAGUCUGGCUGCAUCUGGUGAAGAAUCCAAAGAGUGCCUAACAAUAUGGAAUACAAAAUUUCAGACAUUGCAAACUUUAAAGGAACUGCCCCUGGGAACCAGUGGACAAUUGUGGUGCUAUGAGGAAAAAUUUUUUUUUACUCACGGGAAAGUGCUAACAGUGAUUAUGUACAAGUGUGAAACAUCAUCUUUGGCAGCUGCUGUGGGAAAGCUCAAGGACAGUCAAACCCCUGACGUGUCCCCAUUUGUAAACUGGAAUACCCUUGGAGAUGAAGAGCUGGUGGUUUCCCUUCAGUCACAGCAGUCUGUAGCUCUAAAAUCUGAGUCCGGAAUGACCUUAAGAUCAAAAAGGAACACUGCUGAAGUACAGCCAGAUACCUUAUCAGUUGGGCAGCUCUUACUAAAUCUAAAAGACGCUUCUACAACUGUAUUGGAAGAUGAAUUGAGACAACUGAUGUCAAAAGCACAGAUGCCAGAUUUCCAAGCCACCAUUGGAUGUGUAAUAACUGCCCUUAUAAACAGAUGUAAAACAAAUCCAAAUUACUACCCUCGAAAUUUCCUGCUACAGAUAGUCCAAACGCGAGACUUGUCUUACAGUUUAUGUCCAGAUUUAAUGGCUGUUGCUUUGGAGAAAAAAGAUGUGCAUCUCUUACAAAUCUGCCUACAACGGUUUCCAGAUAUUCCUGAAGAAAUUACUUACGCUUGCUUGAAAGUAUUUUUAAGCAUUAGUGAAGCCUAUCUUCAAAGAAUAGAUGUGAAUCUAGAAUCUGUAAUCUGUUACAUUGAUAUUGAAUUCAACGAUAAAGAAGUUAAGACUGAAAUUGUAGAAAAUGGUUUCAAUGCAGAGCUGGAACAAGACAUCUGGGAUACUGAAUUCACAAAGGAAACCCAUCUGAUGGCUGAUGGUGAAUUCUGCCCUGUUGGACCACAGAAGGCAGCAUUAUUAAAUGCUGUUCUCCAUUCGGCUUACAGUGACACAUUUCUUUUGCCUCAUCUGAAAAACCUUCCAGCACAGCAAGCUGUUCUAUUUCUCAGGUAUUUAUACUACUUGUAUGUGAAAUGCAGUGAAAAAAUUAAUACCACUCUUCCUGGAAUACGCUCUCCAACUAUAAAUCAGAUUAUGGAUUGGAUGUGCCUAUUACUUGAUGCUCACUUCACAGUUAUGGUGAUGCUACCAGAAGCAAAAAAGUUGCUUUCAAGUCUGCAUAAGUUUGUGAGAGCCCAAGUACGAUUCUACUCUGAACUCAACAAGAUUGAAGGAAGUUUGCGAGAAUUACAAAGACUUAACCACCAGAAAGACUGUCAGACAUAUUCUAUUGAAGUGCUGGAACUUAUUUGAAUUUGAAAUGAAUUAUUAACGAAUUUAUUUUUUAUUGAUUCCUUUUACGACGAGGAUGUAUUAGCACUCCAUAUUGGGGAUGUGAAAAGUUGUUUUCUACAUAGGAGGAGCACGGUUACUCUGUAGCUACAUGGGAGUUGUAAGUUUGAAACUCGUGUAUUAAAAGCUCUUUUUGACU